AUGCAGGACGAGCAGAUGCUAAAAAGAUGGGAUAGGAUCAGUCGCCUUAGUCUCGACGCCGCAUCGACCGCGACCAGCAUAGGAUUCUCUGCUGCGAAGAAUGGAACAAAGCUCGGAUUUGGUAUCACUCGUGGGAUUGCCUCGUCCAUAGCCAGUCUCACCGGAACUGCCCUUGAUCAUGCCGUAUUCGGGGGCAGCAUUGGGGCGGGGCCAGCAGCAGGCAGCGUCGUGUCAACGGCCAUAUCGGCACUCGAGGCCCUCGCAUUGACCCCCAUACUCAUUGGAGAGUCAAUCACUUCAACAACUCUCGUUGCUGCACAGUCGUCUCUGACUGUUCUGCAAGCAGUCUUCCCGGGCAGCGACGAGGCCAGCUUCUCGCUCACCAGUUUUGUCACCCUCGUCAGGAGAGAGUGGAAGGAAGAUAUGCACGAUUACGACGCUCCAGAGGCACGUUACAGCUUUAGCGAGAUUAUGAAGGCUUUAGUGGCAUGGGCUGCUCUGCAAGGCAUCACGAGCGAAUGGCAAGAGAGGAAGUGGUUCAAAUUCCUUCGGGAGCUGCCGGUUCAAGACGAUGUCUAUGACAGUCUGCCUUCUCUCUCUCCACCCCCACAUACGUCGCAAGUGCAUAUUACGACGGACGUUGUUUAUCCCAGCCACUCAGGGCAAAUUAUCACGGCUGAUAUUGGUGAGGUCUCAUCUGCGCCCUCUAACAAGCCUAGCGCUGCGGUAACGAUGGAUCUAAACUCGAUAACGUCUCUCAAGUCAAGCUUACGACGCUUUUCCAAGCUAGUCUUGGCGGGGUAUGGCGGAGCAAGUCUUAUCUUCUUCGGAGUCCCUCCAGUCCCUACGUCAGGAAAAACCGCACAGGCAGAUGAAGUAAAGAAGCUGGCGAUGGCGGUGGGCUCCUCCGAGAUCGAGGCUUCUGGCGGCUCGAUCCAGCUAACCUCGGCGGAGAGACAAGAGCUGGAAUCGAAACCUGGAGGCUCCCAGUACUCGUGGUGGAACGUGCUUCUCGGGAAGCAUGACAAGGAUAUUCUUCUUCACUACGCACAAGACGCACACCACUCAUCCAACAGUUCAGCACAGACGCAACCUACUGCAAGACCACCGCCCGAGAUAACCCCCAUGCUCGAUAGCAAUACAAGCCUGAUGCCUCGAUUUUGGGUUCUCACCGACCAUUCUCGUCAGGAAAUUGUCCUCGUCCUACGGGGCACAAUGAGCUUGAACGAGUUGGCGGUCGACCUCACGUGCGAUCCAGCCGAAUUCACAAUCUAUAGUCCCGUGAGAAAAAUGAAGGAGUCUAUGGACGAGCAGGAGGUGCUUGACAAUUUUGACGAGGAGCUAGAAACCAUACCAGGCUCCUUUCCAAUAGACUUGUCGACACCUCCUAAUCCACCGAGUAGGAAGACUGCGACACGUUAUCAAUCGUCUGACGACGACGAUAUAUUUGAGGUGCACGGGGGCAUACUCAAGAUGGCUCGGGCUAUGGGUGGCAAAGGCAAACCUGUGCACACGGCAGUCAGGUACGCCUUGAAGCAGAAUGAGAAUUACGAUUUGGUUAUAUGCGGACACAGCCUUGGUGCAGGAGUAGCCGCACUUCUUGCCUUGAUGUGGUGCGAUCCGCGCACUUGUCUAACACAUCGCGCCUCGGGGUUGCCCGUAAACCGCCGAGUCUCGGCAUAUUGUUAUGCACCACCGUGUCUAGUAUCCGCGAGUCUAUCCAAGCUUGCAGCGUCUUCAGGCCUCAUCACGUCUUUCGUAUACUCGCACGAUGUCGUAUCCAGGCUGUCGCUCGGUUCUGUGCGCGAUCUGCGCAGGGCAGCCGCAUGGUUGUCCCACGCAGAAAGCGAGGGACGGGGAGAAGGGUAUGGUGGCGUUGCUGGACGAGCCCUGAGGGCGAAGACGGGAUUUGGUAAAGACGACGAUCCCGAGUGGUUUUUGGCUAUCCGCAAGACACUCGAGGCCAAUAUGCGUAUGGCAAACUUGUUUCCUCCAGGUCGGGUAUUAUGGGCUAUACGCGACGGAGACCUCGAGUCUUCGCAUCGUCUCGCCGGCGUGUCGAAGGAGCGGGGAAGCGAGAAAGUCAGACUGUUUGAAGUACAAGACGUCGAGCAGGUCUUCAACCAAAUCGUAUUCGCGAAGGACAUGCUUAGCUCUCACAUGCCGCACCAGUACGAUCGAGUCCUGCACGAACUGCUCUGA
Phanerochaete carnosa HHB-10118-sp is the source of this 2202-nucleotide messenger RNA. RefSeq lists its product as uncharacterized. Lineage: Eukaryota; Fungi; Basidiomycota; Agaricomycetes; Polyporales; Phanerochaetaceae. The record is from RefSeq and is a predicted model, not a curated record. The transcript has 7 exons. The coding region runs from base 1 to 2202 and encodes 733 amino acids. Gene Ontology annotation, biological process: lipid metabolic process.